AUGACGCACGAGGAGGAACCAGCGAAGGAGGAAACGGCCCCGCCCGAGACGACCCCGAAGGCGAAGGGGAAGCCGGCUGCUGCCGACGAUGGGGGCAGUCCAUCCGAAGAGGCACCCGUCGUUAAGCGGCCGCGUGGAAGGCCUGCCAAGGAGCCGUCUAAACCAAGGACGGGGUCUCGGUCCGUGAAAUCGGCAACGGCGAAAGCCAUCGCGACCGCGGCUCCUGCCAAGGUGAGGAAGGCCUCCGAUGAAGCUGGACCCAACGCCGAUCUGGACGUGCCAUCCACCAGCAAUGGACCAUCGCAAAAGGCGCCGAGGAUGAGCCGUAAGACGCGAGCACGGAGCUUCUCGCCGAGUGAUGCCUCCUCGGUCGCUGCCAAGGGUACGAAGCGUCGCCACCGCUCGCAUAGUCACUCCUCCGGCAGCAGCAGCCACCACCACCACCAUGCCAGGAGGGGAAGGAGCCGUGGCCGAUCCCGACACUCGUCCCGCAGCGGCCGAGGUGGCCGCAAGCACAGAGGUAGUCGCCGAGGGACCUCAAGCACCGGCUCGGAGAGCACCCGGGGCAGAAAAAGGGGACGCCAGAGCCGACGCCACCGCUCGGUGAGCAGCUCCUCUGCAGCGAGCACGGCAACCAAGACUGGCGGGAAACGGCGCCGCCACGCCCGUAGCAGCCACUCCUCGUCGAGCCGUGGAGGUGGGCAUGCCAAGUACAAGAAGGCUGCGAGCAGAUCUUCGUCGAGAUCUCGACGGGCCAAGCGGGCGAGUGCUGCCAAGGCGGCGAAAAGCGGGAAGCGGAAGUGA
Messenger RNA from Dermacentor andersoni, 804 nucleotides. The record is from RefSeq and is a predicted model, not a curated record. NCBI's taxonomy places the organism in Eukaryota, Metazoa, Arthropoda, Arachnida, Ixodida, Ixodidae.